AUGACAAAGGCACACUCUCCCUACUCUCUACUCCUCAAACGCCUCACGCGCCAUCCCUUAAACCCAAAACCCUUCUCCUUCCUCCUUAAACCCUUCUCCACCUCCUCCACAGACCCAAAGCCCUCCUCCCUCUCCGCCCGCCUCAGCUUCGUCUUCGACCAAAUCGACGCCAUCGAGAAAGAACGCUCCGACAAGGGCCAAACCCUCCAAAAGAUCCGAGCUUGGCGCGAAUCCAAACACCCCCAAACCCCUCAAUUAGGGUUCCCAAAUGCCGACGCCGGCGUCACCGCACCGUCGCCAUCAUCUUCCGAUGUGGGACCGGGGGAGCCAAAGAAGUCGGAGUCGGAGUCGAAAGCGGCGGCGGCGGGGGUGGAGGUGGUGCACCCGUGGCCGGAGUGGAUUGAGCUGAUGGAGAGGCUGGUGGGGCAGAACUACUUUGACCAUCGGAGGAAGGACGAGGACAGAAUGGUCCAAGUCAUGGGCUUUGACGCCGCUGAAGAUGCUCCGGCCGGCGACGAUUGCGGGGGCUUGGAUUUCAGGGACUUCAAGACUGUUCAUACCGCCUGUCUUAAUUUCGGCAAGGACCGCUUUGAUAUCUUCAGGUCCUUGUCGAGACAGGAUAUUCAAGUUUUGGUGGGUUUUGGAUGCCCGAGUACGGACAAGAAGGUGGUUUUCUCUUCAAAGCUGUUAAGGAAGCACACCCACCUUGAUGAAGGAGAUGUUUGUAGUUCCUGCACUUUAAGGAAUACAUGUGAAAGAGCCUAUCUGAUUACUAACAAGGAGGAUGAGGCGCGGACCAUUGAUAUAAUGCGCGUUUUAUUGACUUAUGGCUUUGAUCCUAUAAAUGGAUCAGUACUGAACAAAUCACUUCUGAAACAAAAAUCUGUCAAAACUGUAGUCCGUAAGUUGCUUCAUCAGGUUGUCAAGCUGAGUUUGGUUCCAAUAGAUCCUAGCCUACCCUCUCCGGUGAUCAAAAAGCCUCCCCCUAAAGUGAAGCAGCCUCCUCCCCCUCCAAGAAAACGAGUGGGACGCGAUGACAUUGAGAUGAAAAAAGGGGACUGGCUAUGCUCUAAGUGCGAUUUCAUGAAUUUUGCCAAGAACAGCCUGUGCCUGCAGUGUGAUGCCAAGCGUCCAAAGAGACAGCUGCUUCCAGGAGAAUGGGAAUGCCCAGAGUGCAACUUUUUAAAUUACAGAAGAAAUAUGACAUGUUUUCAUUGUGAUUGCAAGCGCCCACCUGACGAAUAUAUUGAGAACAACAUGCAAGAAAACCAACGUGGUCCUAGGACUAGGAUGGAUAAGACUGCAAGUCGGCCGGAGGCCUCUAAUUCCUGGAAUUUUGAUUUUGACGACAAUGAGUCAGAUGGGGCGGAUGUUGCUGCAUUUGAAUAUGCAGAUCCAGUAAUGAAAGAAGGGUCUCUUGAUAGCCCGGGUCAAGGGGAAAACUUUCGACGUCCUGAAUUCGAUUUCAGUAAAAAUAGGAGAGUGUCAAGGGUUGAUAAUGAAGAAUUUUCUGAUGCUGACUCUAUGAAGCCAGGCAGAGGGUUUGAUGAUUUUGAUGAUGAAGAUGAUGAUAUAGACAAUUAUGAGUUGGACACUCGUACUAAUGCAUCAGCAAAGAAUACUUCUUCAAUUGACUUUUCUGAGUUGGAGGGAUCCGAAUCAGAAGACAGUGAAGAUGAUGAUGAACUUGGUGACGAAGACCUUUCUGUUCUUCCCAACUGGAGAUCAAGUCAUGUUGCUGAUUCUAGAUCAAGAGGUCGGGGUAGAAACUCAACUGGUCCAUCAAAGAGAGUAAGCUUUGUUUCUGAUGAUGAAGCUGGGCUCUACUCUGAUGUGGAUGAUGAUCUAGAACAAAAUGUUGGGUCCAGACAAGGUAAACUGAACAAAUUGGGUUCUGGGAGAAAAGACUUUCAGAGUCAAAGAAAUUUUGAUAGUGAAGAUGAUUUAAUGUCUGGUUCGGAAUCAGGGAGUGAUGAUUUUCAUUCUCAUAAAAAGAGACCUAGAGGAAAUAAACCAAACAGUUUCAAUGGUGCACAAUCUCAAUCCAGUGGAAUGAAGGGUGGCAGGAAGAACUCUUUCGAUGAAGAUGACUUUGGGAGAUCAACCCGAGGGUCUCGUGAUAAUAGAGGAUUUCGAGGGAAUAAUUUUGAUGGGCAGAGAAUGAGUGACAGAGGUGUUGAUAGGCGAGAAGGAUUUGGCAAUGGUGGUAGGAGAAACUCUUCUGGUGGCGAUUUUGAUAGAUCUAGACAAGUAUCUCGUGGUAAUAACAAAGGAUUUCGCGAGAACAAUUUUGAUGGACAGAGAAUGAGUGACAGAGGUGUUGAUAGGCAGAACUUUAAGGGGCCUAAACGAGAAGGAUUUGGCAAUGGUGGUAGGAGAAACUCUUCUGGUGGCGAUUUUGAUAGAUCUAGACAAGUAUCUCGUGGUAAUAACAAAGGAUUUCGCGAGAACAACUUUGAUGGGCAGAGAAUGGGUAACCGUGGCUUUGGUAGACAGGACUCUAAGGGACCGAAAAGAGAAGGAUUUGGAAAGCAGCAGCGUGAAAGAUUUAACAAUGAUAGGGACAAGGACAGGGACUCUGGUAACUGUAGCAAUAGUCGACGUGUUAUCGAAAGAUGAAUUCAUGAUUAGAAUCCUCAUUUGGUGAAUGGAUAACUAAUUCUUGUGGUGAUGGUAGCAAGUUGCCUCAUAUCAACAGAACAGUUAUUGAAAAAUUGAGGUCCAGAGAGGUUUUCUUCUCAGUUCACCCCAACUAUGGCAGCACGUAUUGGAGCAGAUUUUCCUUCACGAUUUGAAUAUGUCAUGUACUCAUGUAGCAGAAGGGAUGCUCAUGAAUCAGACUUCAGUUUCAUGGACAGGCAGGAUCUCUCUAAGGUUGGGAUUUUGGCAGUUUUCCAUUAGCAGGCAUAGACUCGGACAUGAUGUAUAGAAUCGGUCCAACUUCAUACAUGAUGUAUCAAAAGUUAUGAUUUAGAACUUGGUAUACUGAAAUUCAUGUACUAAUCAUAAAAACUUUCCUUUUGUAAAUGAACAUAGCUU
Messenger RNA from Argentina anserina (silverweed cinquefoil), 3039 nucleotides. RefSeq lists its product as uncharacterized. Gene Ontology annotation, cellular component: cytoplasm. The record is from RefSeq and is a predicted model, not a curated record. Lineage: Eukaryota; Viridiplantae; Streptophyta; Magnoliopsida; Rosales; Rosaceae. Gene Ontology annotation, molecular function: mRNA binding. The coding region runs from base 1 to 2619 and encodes 872 amino acids. The transcript has 6 exons.